ACGAUAAGUCCGCGGUGGGUCAUACUGUUGGUUAUGUCAAAAUUGUGUUUUUUUUUUAGCCUCUGAUAACCCACAAUCAAAUAAUGCUACAAAUCACCAAGCUGUGCCUUGCCACCUCAAGUGGAAUCACUGGGAUAGGCCAGCGGCAUGUCGCUACCACCGCCGCUCGUGCCAUUGACCAGAAGUGGCGAGCGGACAAGGGGCUCCCAGAGAAUCCAAAUGCAUUUGGGCCACUAACCAAUUUGCCCGACUACACGUUCCUUGAUGGCAGACCGACGCCACUGGGUUCCAACCAGAAAAAGCGCCUGCUGAAGCAACAAGAGAUCGCCACCAAAAUCGUCGAGCUGAGCGGAGAGCUGGAGUUUGCGAAGCAGCGGUACGAACGCAACAAAGUGGCAGCCGCCACGGAGAAGCAGCGAAUCAUCGAGAACAAAUUGAAGCCCAAGGGUCAUCUGAUGCUGCAGCAGAAAAAGUAGCAUCAAAAUAUUUUGUUUCCGCAUGUUACUUGUUUUAAGCUAUACUAAGUUGAUUAGUGAAUGGAGAAUUCAAAACUA
Messenger RNA from Drosophila guanche, 554 nucleotides. RefSeq names its product 39S ribosomal protein L52, mitochondrial (gene mRpL52). Gene Ontology annotation, cellular component: mitochondrial large ribosomal subunit. Gene Ontology annotation, molecular function: structural constituent of ribosome. The coding region runs from base 84 to 476 and encodes 130 amino acids. The record is from RefSeq and is a predicted model, not a curated record. Gene Ontology annotation, biological process: mitochondrial translation. The transcript has 3 exons. NCBI's taxonomy places the organism in Eukaryota, Metazoa, Arthropoda, Insecta, Diptera, Drosophilidae.